GCUUGCUUAGCCUGUAUCAAAUAAAAUAAAAGCUUGCUUAGCCUGUACCAAAAAAACAAAAGCUUGCUUAGCCAAAGACAAGCAUGGUGAUCAAGAGCAUCAAAGAGGAGUCAGGGUUUUUUCUAUUUUGCUGCACAAAAAACUUCCGCAAACCGUCGUCCCUGGAACAUAAACCGGGACAAGGAACGAAGGGAAAUGUUUUAUCAGUCUGGGGCUCGGCCUGUACAAACCAGAAGAAGCCUGGGGGAUGGAAAGCCAUGCCUUACAUCUUAGGAAAUGAAACGUUCGAGAGGUUAGCAACUUUUGGGUUGUUGGCAAAUUUUAUGGUGUAUUUAACGAGGGAGCUUCACUUGGAUCAGGUGUCUGCUUCAAAUGUUAUCUAUAUCUGGUCCGGUGUAACCAAUUUUGCACCUUUGGCUGGUGCCUUUAUCUCCGAUGCCUAUGCGGGGAGGUUUCCAACAAUUGCAGUAGCAUCCUUUGCGUCAUUUCUGGGAAUGUUGAUUGUAACUUUGACGGCUUGGAUUCCGAAACUCCACCCUCCAGAAUGCAAACCUGAACAGCAACUACAUGGUCACUGCAUUGGUCCAAACAACGUUCAACUGGGAGUUCUGCUGACAGGGUUAGGCCUGUUAUCAGUAGGCACGGGUGGAAUAAGACCCUGCAGCAUUGCAUUUGGAAUUGAUCAAUUUGAUCCAACCACCGAAGAAGGGGUUAAAGGGAUCAGCAGCUUCUUCAAUUGGUAUUACACCACAUUCACAGUGGUCAUGUUGCUUACCCUAACUCUUGUGGUUUAUAUUCAAGAGUCAGUAAGCUGGGUUCUAGGCUUCGGAAUUCCUACUCUUCUCAUGGGCAGUUCAAUUCUGCUGUUCCUCAUCGGCACAAGAAUUUACGUGCAUGUUAAGCCACGGGGAAGCGUUUUUUCAAGCAUUGCCCAAGUUUUUGUUGCCGCUUACCAGAAAAGACAGCUUAAGCUUCCAGUAGAGAGACAGGAAAUUGGAGUUUUUUAUGAUCCUCCUUUAAAGGACAAUGUGUUGUCAAAGCUACCCCUCACCAACCAGUUCAGGUUCUUAAACAAAGCCGCCAUAAUAAUGGAGAAUGAAUUACAACCUGAUGGUUCCCCUAAAAGAUGGAGGCUGUGCAGCAUUCAAGAUGUCGAAGAGCUCAAAUGCCUUGUCGGAAUCAUCCCUAUUUGGGCGUCCGGUAUCAUUAGCUUUACCUGCAUGACACAACAGGGAACAUUCACUUUGUCUCAGGCUUUGAAAAUGGACAGGCAUCUGGGCCCCAAGUUCCAAAUCCCAUCUGGUUCCGUUGGGAUCAUAUCGAUGAUCACAGUUGGAAUUUUCCUGCCAAUCUACGACAGAAUUAUUGUUCCAGCUCUUCGAAAAUUCACCAAACGUGAAGGUGGGAUAACGCUUCUUCAAAGAAUUGGAAUUGGCAUAUUUUUUUCUAUUCUAGCGAUGAUCGUUGCUGGAGUUAUGGAAAAGAAGAGAAGGACCUCAGCUAUAUUGCACCCUGGUGUUGCACCGUUAUCAGUCUUUUGGCUAGCUCCUCAGCUUAUUCUCAUGGGUUUCUGCGAGACAUUCAACAUCGUUGGACAGAUUGAAUUUUUCAACAAGCAGUUCCCGGAGCAUAUGAGAAGCAUUGCUAAUUCUCUUCUGUUUUGCUCCCUUGGUGGUGCAAGCUACUUUAGCAGCAUGGUAGUCAAUGUUGUGCAUCAUGUCUCUGGAGGGCAUGGACAUCCUGACUGGUUGACUAGUGAUAUUAAUGCUGGCAGAUUGGAUUACUUUUACUAUCUCCUAGCAGGGAUGGGGACCUUCAAUUUCCUUUAUUUCCUCUAUGUUGCACAUCACUACCAUUACAAGGGCAAUGUAGUACAAGUAGAAGAGAAAUCUGACCCUGAUGUUGAGCUAAGUUCGACAAAGCCAUGAAAUCAAACAAAUGCAACUUAUCACUUCCACAUCUAGUCGUUCGCUGUCACAUGAUAAGAGUAAUAAAAGAGAAGCUCCAUGAUCUUUUCAUUGUUGUAACAGAGCAGUAUGGAAUGUC
Molecule: messenger RNA, 2046 nt
Organism: Durio zibethinus
Lineage: Eukaryota; Viridiplantae; Streptophyta; Magnoliopsida; Malvales; Malvaceae
Product: protein NRT1/ PTR FAMILY 2.13-like
Biological process (GO): transmembrane transport
Cellular component (GO): membrane
Molecular function (GO): transmembrane transporter activity
Source: RefSeq, a predicted model, not a curated record